UGAAGCUGGCGUCGGGCCGCCGGUGGCCGGGCGGGAUUAAGUUUCUCGGUCGCGCGGGAGCGUCUGUGCGCGUCCAUCCCGAAGCUCCUCGCCGGGCCGUUACUUCGGGACAGAAGAGAGCAGGCGAGGCUCCCCGCGUCCCCACCCUCCGCCCCUUUAGCGUUCCCGCCGGGGGCGGCCGUCGCGAGCCGGAGUUCCAUUGUAGAUGUUGGUUUAUAAUCAUUCUAAAGAAGAACAUUGAAAUUUGGAAAAAAAAAUGUUAGAAACUAUAGACAAAAAUCGGGCCCUGCAGGCAGCAGAGCGCUUGCAGGCCAAGCUGAGGGAACGUGGGGAUGCAGCCAAUGAAGACAAACUGAACCUUCUCAAGUCAGUGCUGCAGAGCCCGCUCUUCAGCCAGAUUCUGACCCUUCAGACUUCCAUACAGCAGCUGAAAGACCAGGUAAACAUUGCAACUUCAACAAUUUCAAAUGUCGAGUAUGGUCACAUUCCACAUCUCAGCCCAGGUGUAAUUCCUGUUCUACAAAAUGAAUCAUUUUUAUCAUCCCCAAAUAAUGGAAAUCUGGAAGGUCUUACAGGAUUGGGUACUGCACAUAUCAAUGGGAAACCUGCUUGUGAUGAAUUUGAUCAACUGAUCAAAAAUAUGGCCCAGGGUCGCCAGAUAGAAGUUUUUGAGCUCCUCAAGCCUCCAUGUGGAGGCCUUGGGUUCAGUGUGGUGGGACUGAGGAGUGAAAACCGGGGAGAGCUGGGUAUAUUUGUGCAGGAGAUCCAGGAGGGCAGUGUGGCCCACAGAGAUGGACGAUUGAAGGAGACUGACCAGAUCCUUGCUAUUAAUGGACAGGCACUUGAUCAGACAAUUACCCAUCAGCAGGCCAUCAGCAUCCUGCAGAAAGCCAAGGAUACCGUCCAGCUGGUUAUUGCCAGAGGCUCAUUGCCUCAGCUCAUCAGCCCCAUAGUUUCCCGUUCUCCAUCUGCGGCGAGCACACUGUCAGCUCAUUCUAAUCCAGCUCACUGGCAGCAUGUGGAAACUAUUGAAUUGGUCAAUGAUGGUUCUGGUCUGGGGUUUGGCAUCGUAGGAGGAAAAGCAACUGGUGUGAUUGUGAAGACCAUUCUUCCUGGAGGUGUAGCUGAUCAGCAUGGGCGAUUAUGCAGUGGAGACCACAUUCUAAAGAUUGGUGAUACAGACCUAGCAGGAAUGAGCAGUGAGCAGGUAGCCCAAGUCCUCAGACAGUGUGGAAAUAGAGUGAAGUUGAUGAUUGCAAGAGGUGCCAUUGAAGAACCAACAGCAACUACCUCUUUGGGCAUCACCCUUUCCUCAUCCCCAGCUUCUACGCCAGAAAUGCGGGUUGAUGCUUCAACUCAGAAAAGUGAAGAAAGUGAGACAUUUGACGUAGAGCUCACAAAAAAUGUCCAAGGAUUAGGAAUUACCAUUGCUGGAUACAUUGGAGAUAAAAAAUUAGAACCUUCAGGGAUCUUUGUUAAGAGCAUUACAAAAAGCAGUGCUGUGGAACAUGAUGGAAGAAUCCAAAUUGGAGACCAAAUUAUAGCAGUAGAUGGCACAAACCUUCAGGGCUUUACCAAUCAACAAGCAGUGGAGGUGUUGCGCCACACGGGACAGACUGUGCAUCUGACGCUAAUGAGAAGAGGGACCAAGCAGGAUGCUGAACCGGCGUCACGGGAGGAUGUCACAAAAGACGCGGCUUUGUCUCCUGUUACUGCGAAUGUUAGCAAAGAUACUUAUCAAGAAGAUGAAGAUUGUUUAUCUCUGAGGAGAAACACCAGCAUAUUACCAAUUGAAGAAGAAGGUAAACACAUGGAGCCAGUGUCAGCUGACAGAGAGGAAGCAGAAGAUGCGCAACAGCAGGAGGCUGCCCUGCUGGCCAAGUGGCAGAGGACGAUGGGGAUUAACUAUGAGAUAGUGGUGGCUCAUGUGAGCAAGUUCAGCGAGAACAGUGGGUUGGGAAUAAGUCUGGAAGCAACAGUAGGCCAUCAUUUUAUUCGAUCUGUCCUCCCAGAAGGUCCUGUUGGACACAGUGGGAAGCUUUUCAGUGGAGAUGAGCUGUUGGAAGUGAAUGGCAUAACCCUACUUGGGGAGAAUCACCAGGAUGUGGUGACUGUUCUGAAAGAGCUGCCUGUAGCGGUGACAAUGGUGUGCUGUCGUCGAACCGUGCCACCUGCUGCCCCGUCGGAGUUGGAGAGCCUGGACUUAUGUGACAUGGAACUAACAGAGAAGCCUCACGUAGAUCUAGGUGAGUUCAUCGGGUCCUCGGAGACAGAGGAUCCUGUGCUGACUAUGACUGAUGUGGGUCGGAAUGCAGAGGAAGUUCAAGGACCUUUGGCUAUGUGGGAAGCCGAUGUUCAGAACAUAGAGCUGGAGAAAGGGAGCAAAGGACUUGGUUUUAGCAUUUUAGAUUACCAGGAUCCAAUUGACCCAGCAAGCACUGUGAUCGUCAUUCGUUCUUUGGUGCCUGGUGGAAUUGCCGAAAAGGAUGGACGACUACUCCCUGGAGAUCGACUCAUGUUUGUCAAUGAUGUUAACUUGGAAAACAGCAGUCUCGAGGAAGCUGUACAGGCCCUGAAGGGUGCACCAUCAGGAACUGUGAGAAUAGGCGUUGCCAAGCCUUUGCCUCUGUCCCCAGAAGAGGGUUAUGUUUCUGCUAAGGAGGAUUCCUUUCUCUACCCGCCACAUUCCCGCGAGGAGGAAGGGCUGGCUGAUAAAGCCCUCUUCAGGGCUGACUUGGCUCUGGUGAACGCAAAUGAUGCUGACUUAGCAGAUGAAUCUGCCUUUGAGUCACAGUACUCUCCUGAUAAUGACAGUAUCUACUCUACUCAAGCCUCUAUUUUAUCUCUUCAUGGCAGUGCUUGUAGUGAUAACCUGAAUUAUGGUCCCUCCCUUCCAUCUUCUCCUCCCAAGGAUAUUACUGAAAAUUCCUCAGAUUCAGUACUUGAUCUGCAGAUGUCCUUGGAGGAGCUGUAUGCCCAAAAUCUCUUGCAAAGACAGGAUGAGAGUUCGCCUUCGGUGGACUUGAGCAUGGGGCCGGCUUCUGGCUUUGCCAUGAAUGACUAUACACCUGCAAAUGCUAUUGAAGAGCACUAUGAAUGUGGCAGCAUCAGAGCUUGGACUGAGUCUCGCCUACCCAAUGAAGUUGUAUCAAGUGCAGAGCUGAAUUCUCCUGUGCUGACUGAUUCGACUGGAAAGGGCUCCAAGUUCUUAAUUCCACAGGGUUCCCUGGCCUCUGCUGCUGAGUGCGUCAUGCUCCAAAAUGCACCCAGAGAAUCUUUCGAGAGGACUAUUGCGAUAGCAAAAGGCAAUUCUAGCUUAGGAAUGACAGUAAGUGCUAAUAAAGAUGGCUUGGGGGUGAUUGUUCGAAGCAUUAUUCACGGAGGUGCCAUUAGUCGAGAUGGUCGGAUUGCUGUUGGGGACUGCAUCUUGUGUAUUAAUGAAGAAUCUACUAUCAGUUUAACCAAUGCCCAGGCACGAGCCUUGUUGAGAAGACAUUCCCUCAUUGGGCCUGACAUAAAAAUUACGUAUGUACCUGCAGAAUAUUUGGAAGAGUUCAAAAUAAGCUUGGGGCAGCAAUCUGGAGGAAUAAUGGCACUGGAUAUUUUUGCUUCUUACACUGGCAGAGACAUUCCAGAGCUACCCGAGCGAGAAGAAGGAGAGGGGGAAGAAAGUGACCUUCAAAAUGCAGCCUACAGCAACUGGAAUCAGCCUCGGCGGGUUGAACUUUGGCGAGAACCAAGCAAAUCCUUGGGCAUCAGCAUUGUUGGUGGACGAGGGAUGGGGAGUCGUCUAAGCAAUGGUGAAGUGAUGAGGGGCAUUUUCAUCAAACAUGUUCUUGAAGAUAGUCCAGCUGGCAAAAAUGGAACCCUGAAACCUGGAGAUAGAAUAGUAGAGGUGGAUGGCAUGGACCUCAGAGAUGCAAGCCAUGAACAAGCUGUGGAAGCCAUUCGGAAAGCAGGCAACCCUGUAGUCUUUAUGGUACAGAGCAUUAUAAACAGACCAAGGAAAUCCCCUUUGCCUUCCUUGCUGCACUGGCUUUCCCCUAAGUACAAGCUCAGCAGCACUAACCCAUUUGCUGGUUCUCUACAGUUCCACGCUGACAAGGUGCCCAGUCAGUCAGAAUCAGAGUCAGAAAAGCCUCCUCUGUGCCACUCACCUCCACCCCCGCCUCCAGUGUUGGCAGAAAUGAGUGGGGAUCAGGCUCUGUCAUCUGCAAAUGAAACCUCAGAAGAUGUGGAUGAAGAGGAUGAGUUUGGUUAUAGCUGGAAAAAUAUCAGAGAACGUUAUGGAAGCCUCACAGGCGAGCUCCACAUGAUCGAACUAGAGAAAGGUCGUAGUGGUUUGGGUCUGAGUCUUGCUGGGAACAAAGACCGAUCGAGAAUGAGUGUUUUUAUAGUGGGGAUUGAUCCAAAUGGAGCAGCUGGGAAAGAUGGUCAACUGCAGAUUGCAGAUGAGCUUCUAGAGAUCAAUGGUCAAAUUUUAUAUGGAAGAAGUCAUCAGAAUGCUUCAUCAAUCAUCAAAUGUGCCCCUUCUAAAGUAAAAAUAAUUUUUAUCAGAAAUAAAGAUGCAGUGAGUCAGAUGGCCGUAUGUCCUGGGCAUCCAGUGGAACCUUCACCUGCUACCUCAGAGAAUCUUCAAAAUAAGGAGGCUGAACCGAGUGUUUCUACUUCUGACGCAGUUGUUGACCUCAGUUCAUUGACGAAUGUGCAACAUUUAGAACUUCCUAAGGAUCAGGGGGGUUUGGGCAUUGCCAUAAGUGAAGAAGAUACACUCACUGGGGUCAUCAUAAAGAGUCUAACAGAGCACGGGGCAGCAGCCACGGAUGGACGACUGAAAGUUGGAGAUCAGAUCUUGGCUGUAGAUGAUGAAGUUGUUGUUGGCUAUCCUGUUGAAAAGUUUAUUAACCUUCUGAAAACCGCAAAGACAAAAGUGAAAUUGACGAUUCGUGCUGAGAAUCCAGACUCCCAGGCUACUACUUCAGUAAUUGCUACAGCCAACGGAGAAAAAAAGAGCAGCCCCCAGUCUCCAGUGGUCCCACCGUCUAGCUCUCCAGAACCAGAGCCCAUGCGAAGUACAAGCAGGUCGUCAACACCAGCAAUCUUUGCUUCUGAUCCUGCAACCUGCCCCAUCAUCCCAGGCUGUGAAACAACAAUUGAGAUUUCCAAAGGGCGGACAGGACUGGGCCUGAGCAUUGUUGGGGGGUCCGACACACUGCUGGGUGCCAUUAUUAUCCAUGAAGUUUAUGAAGAAGGAGCAGCAUGUAAAGAUGGAAGACUCUGGGCUGGAGAUCAGAUUUUAGAGGUAAAUGGAAUUGACUUGAGGAAGGCCACACAUGAUGAAGCGAUAAAUGUCCUAAGACAAACACCACAAAGGGUGCGCCUGACGCUCUACAGAGAUGAGGCCCCAUACAAAGAGGAGGACGUGUAUGACACCCUCACCGUCGAGCUGCAGAAGAAGCCAGGGAAAGGCCUGGGGUUGAGUAUUGUUGGUAAAAGAAAUGAUACUGGAGUGUUUGUGUCCGAUGUUGUCAAAGGAGGCAUUGCGGAUGCUGACGGGCGACUGCUACAGGGAGACCAGAUACUAACGGUGAAUGGAGAAGACGUCCGUCAUGCAACGCAGGAAGCCGUUGCGGCUCUGCUGAAGUGUUCCCUAGGCACAGUGACCUUGGAAGUCGGAAGAGUCAAAACUGGUCCAUUCCAUUCGGAGAGGAGACCUUCUCAAAGCAGCCAGAUGAGUGAAGCCAGCCUGUCUUCAUUCACUUUUCCACUUUCGGGAUCCGGUACAUCUGAGUUACUGGAAAGUAGUUCAAAGAAGAAUGCACUGGCAUCUGAAAUACAGGGAUUAAGAACUGUUGAAAUUAAAAAGGGGCCCGCUGACUCGUUGGGUGUCAGCAUUGCUGGAGGAGUGGGCAGUCCGCUGGGUGAUGUUCCUAUAUUUAUUGCAAUGAUGCACCCAAAUGGAGUUGCAGCUCAGACGCAGAAACUCAGAGUUGGGGAUAGGAUUGUCACUAUCUGCGGCACAUCCACGGAGGGGAUGACUCACACCCAGGCAGUUAACUUACUGAAAAAUGCCUCUGGCCCCAUUGAAAUGCAGGUGGUCGCUGGAGGAGAUGUGAGUGUGGUCACAGGUCAUCAACAGGAGCCUGCCAGUUCUAGUCUUUCUUUCACUGGGCUGACGUCAAGUAGUAUAUUUCAAGAUGACUUAGGGCCUCCUCAGUGUAAGUCUAUUACACUAGACCGAGGACCAGAUGGCUUAGGCUUCAGUAUAGUAGGAGGAUAUGGCAGUCCUCAUGGAGACUUACCCAUUUAUGUUAAAACAGUGUUUGCGAAGGGAGCAGCCUCCGAAGAUGGCCGUCUAAAGAGGGGUGAUCAGAUCAUUGCUGUCAAUGGGCAGAGUCUGGAAGGGGUAACCCACGAAGAAGCGGUUGCCAUCCUUAAGCGGACAAAAGGCAGUGUCACUCUGAUGGUCCUCUCCUGAAUUUGCUGCCAGAAUUGAGCCACUUCAACUUCUCCCUCACAUCUCACGUUAUAAAGAGAGUGAUCCUGCACAUUUUUCCCAGGCUGCGUUCACUGGGCUCUUCAAUACUGUAGGAAAAAAAAUAACAUUUAGGUUUGCUUUGUCAUAUGGAAAUAAUUUUCUUACUGACACCCUAGCAUCACUUUCCCAUUCUCUUUAUAUUUUGCGAUGUAAACUCAAAGAGAAGGGCUCUUUGUUUGCAUAGAUAAAGCUGGUCUUACUUCCUGAAGAUACCUGACAUUUUAUAAUCAGGUGGGCAAAUUUUAAUGCAUGAUCAGUGGUUAGUAGAGAAAGAAAAAGUCACUCAAAAGCUAACCAAGGAGAAGUGGCUUCAUGAAAUUAAGGUGAAAAAUGAAAGUAUAAGGAAGAAAAUCUCGAGUUUUAUAAAAAUGUAUUUUGUUAAUCUACCUUCUCUCCCCACUUCUAGCUUAGAAAAGUUGUACUGAAAGUCUUUAAAAAUUCUUUCAAUAUUUAAUUAUUUUAAAUAUUACUAAAACAUUGCAUCUGCUAGCUCUAAUAUAUACAUAUAUAGUUUUCUCCAAAAAUGGACUUCAUGAUUGAGUAAAAUAGCAGCAAUAGGAAUCAAUGUCCCUAAGUUUGUAAAGAAACCAUUUAUUGCACAUCUUGAGGUUCAUUUUCAUUUUUGACAUAUUGUAUAACAUUUCACCUUUCUAUAAGUAAAAGGAUGGCCUUGUCCUGUAUUGACUGUGGUUUCUCUAGAAAGCCUCCAUGCUAACCAUGCAGGCACGUGGAAGGGUCUCUGAAUUGCUAGUGCUGGUAUGAAGGGAUGCUUUGCUGAAAAUGUGUCUGUGUGCUGUGCAAUUGGUUUUCAGUUAGUAUUAAUCUUAAUGACAGAGAAAAAAGCAAUGUGUUAGUAAUUAUUUUGGUUGUAUGCCAUUAGUAAAUUGAUAGAAAAAUUAAGGGGAUUAACAUAACUUCAUUUCAUUGCCUUAUAUUAACAUCUUAUAAUACAAUAGUUUAAGACUAAGGGAAACAGAUGGAGCUGUUUAUUGAGACAACUGGUGAGGAAUUAUCAUGUGUUCAUUCCCAUUUUAGAGCGUGAAACUCCUACAUUAGAAUAUAUAAAGUCAUUUUGAAUAUUAUCUAUAUUUGUAACAAAAGUAGUGUACAGAUAUUUUAUUACAGCACUUUUGUGUAAAUGCAGAAUUGAAAUGAAUAAAUAAACUUCAUGGUGCACCAAAAAAAAAAAAGGCAGGCAUAUAAUUUUUUUGUUCUUUUUACUGGGAAAGAGCUUUAUUGUUCAAAAUUUGCAAUUUAAAAUUGGUUUUUAUCAUGUCUAACUGAACAUAUGGUGUCCAUAGUUACAGUUAGAGGAACUUUGGACAACUGCAUUAUGAAAAGCUCAAUGUUUUUUUUGCCCAGAUUUUUUAUGCUAAAGAUUCAUAAACUCUGCAUAGAGUAGAGGAAGAAAACAGUGUUGAAGAAAGAGAGGUGUUGUGCCUGUAUGUGGUUUUCUGAAAUGAUAUGAGUGAAACAGUGUUUUGAAUUGUUCUUUAGAGGGGUCAAGACCUAAAGCAUGUUCAGAUAGAAAAAAGUCAUAGUGAAAAUUAUUUUUAAUAACAUGAGAAAUAUGAUUUGAACCCUGAGCAAGGAAUUGGGGAGCCUUUGUUCUGCCAGUUCUUUCCCAGUUACCUAAUGAACAUAUGCAUUCCCUCUGAUUUAUCUCCUGUGUGAAGUGAUAGGUUAUUUUAUCCCAAAUCUUGUUAUCAAGUUCUAAAUAAAAAUUCUGUGGUUCUUAGAUAUACAAAAUGAAUGGAUAGAGCUACUGCUGCUAAGUCACUUCAGUCAUGUCUGACUCUGUGUGACCCCAUCCCUGGGAUUCUCCAGGCAAGAACACUGGAGUGGGUUGCCAUUUCCUUCUCCAGUGCAUAAAAGUGAAAAGUGAAAGUGAGGUCGCUCAGUCAAGUCCAACUCUUCAUGACCCCAUGGACUGCAGCCUACCAGGCUCCUCCGUCCAUGGGAUUUUCCAGGCAAGAGUACUGGAGUGGGGUGCCCUUGCCUUCUCCGGAAUAGAGCUACACGUUGCAAGAAUUCAGGAGAUAUUCUUCCCAACUAUCUCUUGUAAACUGAGAUACCUGAUGCUACAAAAUGCAUUUCAGGAUCCCAGUGACACAGUCAACUUCUUAGUCACCAAGGAAAUGGCCCUUCAUCAUGAAGGCAUGUCAGGAUCCUUUCGUGGCUGGCUGCUGGAAGCUGAACCACCCGCUUAUAUGUUUUAACUAGCAAAGGUCUUAUGGAGGCCACUGUACGGCAUGCCCUAGGAAGGCAGCUUAACCAGUGAGUGUUGGCUUGAGUGUGUGUGGGAGUACCACAGUGACAGCAGCCCAAGAGGUAACUGUACUAGUCUGUGUAGCGUUGCCCCCAAAAUUACAUCUCCCAGGAACCACAGAAUGUGACCUUAUUUGGAAACAGGAUAUUUGUGGAUGCAGUCAGUUCAGUUAAAAUGAAGUCAUGCUGGAUUACAAUAGGCCCAAAAUUCUUAAGAGAAGGCCAAAGAGAGACAUAAAGACAUAGAAGACCAUGUAAAGAUAGGGACCAAAAAACAAACAAAAAUAUCUGCGGCCACCAGAAGCUCGACGAGACUAGGAAGAAUUUUUCCCUGGAGUCUUUGGAGAGACCUUGUCCCUCACUUUCAGACAUCUGGCCUCCAGAACACUGAGAAUAAAUUUCUGCCGUUGUAAACCACCUCAUAUGUAGUACUUUGCAAUGGAAGCCCUAGGACACUAUAAUCUUGGAUGUUUUUAUAUUCUUAGCUACCAUUGCUAUGCCUGGCAAAUAGGAGAGACUGUAUACAUUUUUAUUCAGUAUGUAGAUGAUUGAAUUAUAAGUUGUGGUUAAUUCAUGGUAUUACCUUGUUUUAGUUAAGCUAGCUACGGUCUUUAUAUUGAAUUCAAAACAGAAAGCAGUGGGAAUGCCACUUAGGGGUGCGAAACACUAGGGGAAAGCGUCCCUCCUGAACUGCUAUUAAUUAACAAAGUCGAAGCAUGUGGACGUGAAGAGAAGAAGGGAAAAAAGGAAGGAAAAGAAGAUUUGAGAGGAAAAGAAUAUAGAUGCAUCAGCAUUAGAGAAUGACAGAGGCUUAUGCUUCUUAUAUUAUUCCUUCUUGGAAACAUAAGAUUUCUCUGUGGGGAAGGAAAAAAGUGUUUGAACAAAGAGUUUGAAGACUUGAACAUCAUAGUAUUAAUGCCAUAUGCAACUCAAGACCAUGCGCAAGUCAUGAUUGUGGUUUGCCCGUAAUAGGUUCAGAAUAUUUGCUUGUGUGAUUAAAUCACAUCCAUGAAUGCCAGACAUUUCUGGUUUCUUUGUGACAUCUUCUGAAUGAUGAUGAUGGUGACAAUGAUGAUGUGUUUAAUUUCAACAUCUACUGAUACAUAGCAGCUGAUGUUGCAGUGCGGUGUAGCAAGUCAGUAGAACCCAUUUAUCAGAAUAGCGAUGAAAUUGGAAACAUGAAAGAUUAAAAUUCAUGAAAGACAAGAAAAAGAUUUUUUUUUUCCAUUUUAAGACUCUUGAUAAAGCAGAUUUUGAUUGAUUCAAAGAAGCAAAGGAAGCUCUUCCCUGCUCUGAAAUUACUGUGCCAAGCUGCCUUAGAUCUGGUCAUCUAGCUUACUGUCUGAGAAUGCCAGACAGUGAUUUAGUACCUUUCUUCAGAUCUCCAUCAUGGUGAGUGGAAAAGUUGAAAGGAUGCCUGCAGGGAGACAAGAAUCAAUAAGCUUUUGAGGUCUAGGUGUGGAAAUGACAAAACUAUCAUCACCUGCUUUCAGCAGCCCUGGUGUGUUCUUUCGUAUCAGUGACAAGUAUUCUGGAAUGCAUUUGAUUUGUGCAAAGAUGUUCCUCAACUUUGUCUACCAAAAAGUAAUGUUUAACUUUGACUCUUCCUAAAGGGAGUUAUUUUAUUUUUACGGUGGGAUUGGACUCUGUUACCUCAAGGAAAGAAAAAAUGUUGGCGGCGGGAACAUUUCUAAAUGAAUAGUGUGGAGACUAGGAAAGCAAAUGUGGUUACUAUGAUUUUUGUAUAAUUGACCUUGCAGCUUUUUGCCUUCAAAAUAUGGUUACUCCAUUUUAUGUAAAUUAGAAAAAACUGUAUCAUUUUUCUAGGAAUCUUAUUUAUCAUUCAAGUAUUAGUAAGUUCAGUCAUAGGCCCUGUAAAGGAUUUCUUUCAAGACAGUGACAGACGAAUGGUAAUGACCUCAGAAUUCUCUCACUGAAAAUGUUUCUUGAUGUUUCAGAAAAGUUACAACCAUCAUCAAAAAGGCAGCUUCUAAGAGGGUGCUUCAACUUGUUCAUUUAAUAAAGGACAUUUUUCAGAAAGUUGUGUCAUUUGCUGAUUCUUUGUGAUCCCUUCUCUCGUCUUCCAACAUCCUCCCCCUCCUCACAUGUGUAUUUUCUGAAAUA
Dama dama (fallow deer) is the source of this 10930-nucleotide messenger RNA. It is a transcript of the gene MPDZ, whose product is annotated as multiple PDZ domain crumbs cell polarity complex component. The record is from RefSeq and is a predicted model, not a curated record. NCBI's taxonomy places the organism in Eukaryota, Metazoa, Chordata, Mammalia, Artiodactyla, Cervidae. The transcript is spliced from 47 exons. The coding region runs from base 257 to 6478 and encodes 2073 amino acids. Gene Ontology annotation, molecular function: protein binding.